AUGGCGUCCUGGCCCAUAUUAUCCUCUGCGUAUUACCUUAUCAAGGACAUACUUGGAUAUAUAUUGGCAAGGGGAGAAGCUCAGAUUUCACAAGUCAAACUGAGUCCUGCUGUCAUAAACAGUCUGAUGCUUUUUUGGAAAGAUCACAAAUUUAGCAUGACAAUGGAACAGAAUCCCCAAUGUUGGGCCCUGCCCGAUGUUAACUACGAUACAUGCGACACCCCUUCUUGA
Sphenostylis stenocarpa is the source of this 231-nucleotide messenger RNA. The record is from the annotation of a GenBank genome assembly. NCBI's taxonomy places the organism in Eukaryota, Viridiplantae, Streptophyta, Magnoliopsida, Fabales, Fabaceae.